AUGGGCAAACACACACGCGCCAAAUCCUCCUCGAGAGCCUACGUAGUGUUCGUAGGAAGAUCGACCGGUGUUUUCUCCACUUGGGCCGAAUGCCAUGAACAGGUUCAUAAAUUCUCGAAAAACGAUUAUCGAAAAUAUGCUACUCGAGAGAGUGCAGAAGAGGCUUGGAGACAGAGCACGGUAUAUCUCAAAACAAAUGCGAGUUGCGCAGAUCCCAUAAAAGAAACCCAAAUCCUCCUGAAGCCGUCACCAACGAACAAGAGGCCAUUUCGUAAUGUUGCCGAUUUUACGGGAUCUGAAGACGGAGAAACACCUGCAGAGAAGAUAUGUAGAACGGAUUCCGGCCGACACCUGAACGACCUCAUACUCUUGGAGACCCCCCCAGGGCCAAAGCAAACACCGGUAGAAAGUUGCAUCAUUCUCACUCCCGCUCAACAAUCUGUAGUCAAUCUCGCAAAUGAACGUCAUAAUAUGUUCCUUACUGGAGCAGCUGGGAGUGGCAAAACUGUUACUUUGAAGGAAAUCAUCAAGUGCCUCCAGGACAAACCCAACCCAAUCGAUGUUUCCGUUGUAGCUCCAACUGGUAUUGCGGCUCUACCACUUGGUGGGAAAACUACGUAUUCUUUUGCGGGCUGGAGUCCCGACUCAUUUAAACAGCCAUUAGAAGCACUCCUUAGUAAAGUAACAGGAAAUACUAAAAAACGAAUUAAGAAGGUUGCGUGUUUGAUUGUUGAAGAAGUCUCAAUGGUGGAGAACCAGUUUCUGGAGCGGCUCAACAUGCUAUUCCAACAUGUUCUAGAGAAUGACCGGCCAUUUGGAGGAAAGCAGGUCAUAUUCGUCGGCGAUUUCCACCAAUUGCCUCCUGUUAAACUGUUCGAACGGUGCUUGAUAUGUGGCGAACCAAUGAACACUUCAUUAGUAGUGUUUGUGCGUCAGUACAAGUGUCAGACACCUGACUGUGCCAGUAAAGGAGUCAUCUUCAAGAAUGGUGAUAAAUGGGCUUUUAAAGCACCAGUCUGGGAUCAGCUGAAUCUCCGACAUGUCAAGCUUGAACAGAUUCAUCGCCAGAAAGAUGGCCGAUUCCAGACCCUGUUGAACAAGAUACGCAAUGGCGCAGAGUUAACACAAUAUGAGUGGGAGGAUCUCGAACGAAAGAAGACCUUGCCUCCUCACAUCUUUGCUAUUCGUUUGAUGUCGCGCAAGAUUCAAGUUGACAGAUUUAACGAUAACGAGUUAAGCAAGAUACAGAAUACGACCAUGUCUUGGAAGGCGAUUGACACUGUUAUCAAGCUGCAUCCUCGUAAUAAGUACGACUACUUUCCUUACAAAGACAUCAUGAACGAGGAAACUCGGCAACAAUAUUGGAGGAUUGAGAACAUUCGAAUAGAGGAAAAGAUCAAUGAGUAUAAGCGCCUCGUUGGUGACUAUCAUCGAUCUUCAUCAGAACUCUACCUGAAAGUGGGCGCGAAGGUGGUCCUGUUACACAAUCUCGACCCUAGCAGUGGUCUUGUAAAUGGAUCUCAAGGGGAAGUCGUGGGAUUCAAAGGAUUCCAAGAUGCUCUAGACGUAAAAAAGCACGGCAGGAUUGAAAUUGAAGCAUUUGAACGCUUCCGGAAAUCGAACCAUUUUGGCCGGCCCAUUGUCCACUUCGCACGCGGCAACCCAGUGGUAAUAAAGCAGAUAACCCUAGACAGCUUACAAGGCCCAGCAGACGACCGUUACCUUCUUUCACGCACGCAAAUACCCCUUGCCCUAGCAUGGGCACUGUCGAUUCACAAAAGCCAAGGCAUGACGCUCGAUUACGCUGAGGUCUCGUCCAAAGACAUAUUCGAAUCUGGCCAACUCUACGUCGGGCUGUCCAGAGUCACCAGAUUAGAAGGACUUACAGUCACUGGAUUCUCCAGGAAACAGACGGAAAUGGAUCCUGAGGUAUUGAGGUUUUAUCGAUGUACACCUUGGAUAAAGCUGGACCCAUCCAGCUAUAGUUAUGGGGUCAGAGGUAUCCAGAAUUUCGUAAACUUGACGUUACGUUCAAGUGGAGACGCUCAAUUUCCGCAUCGCACUUUAUCACCCAGUGAUCCAAGUGAAAUUAUUCCAGAGACUCAUAGCGAAGAUGAGUAUAACAAACAACAAUAA
Molecule: messenger RNA, 2136 nt
Organism: Glarea lozoyensis ATCC 20868
Lineage: Eukaryota; Fungi; Ascomycota; Leotiomycetes; Helotiales; Helotiaceae
Product: P-loop containing nucleoside triphosphate hydrolase
Exons: 2
Coding region: 1-2136 (711 amino acids)
Biological process (GO): telomere maintenance; DNA repair
Molecular function (GO): DNA helicase activity
Source: RefSeq, a predicted model, not a curated record